AUGUUAACACUGAGUUUAAAAAAAUUUAUUCAAGACAGAGCCUUAAUUGAUUUGGGUUAUACUGGACCUGCUUUUAAUUGGUCAAAUGGUGCUAUUGUGGAGAAGCCUAUAUUUGAGAGACUUGACAGAGCAGUGUGCAAUACUGAUUUGUUCUUCAUAUUCCCGGAUAAUGGGCUUCUUCAUAUCCCAAAGAUCAGUAGUGAUCAUUAUCCCAUCCUACAUGAUAUUGUCAGAAAGAUUAUGGAUGUUGGGAAAAAGCUGAAUGAGUGGUGUAGGAAAAUUUUUGGAAACAUUUUCAGAACUGUUGAAGAUCGUAAAGAAAAACUGUUAAAGGUGCAAAUGGAGGCCCAUCUAAGAGAUACCAGAAUGGAAGAGAAGGUGCUUUAUGAGGAGAUUGAGCAACUAAAUGUAAUGCAACAAAGAUACUAUGAACAUAGAAGCAAAGUUAAAUGGAUCCCAAAUAUGGACAAAAAUACUAGAGUCUUCCACUUGUCUUUUAUGCAAAGGAAAAAGAAGAACCAGAUUGAUGCUCUAAAGCUUCCUAAUGGCACUUGGGUGACUGAAGCUAAUGAUAUUAUCCAUUAUUUGGUGAAUCAUUUCAAUGGUCUUUUCAAGAAGGAUCCUGAUGAAGAUAUGUACUGA
Molecule: messenger RNA, 642 nt
Organism: Papaver somniferum (opium poppy)
Lineage: Eukaryota; Viridiplantae; Streptophyta; Magnoliopsida; Ranunculales; Papaveraceae
Exons: 2
Coding region: 1-642 (213 amino acids)
Source: RefSeq, a predicted model, not a curated record